Polyodon spathula (Mississippi paddlefish) is the source of this 2448-nucleotide messenger RNA. RefSeq names its product endothelial PAS domain-containing protein 1-like. The transcript has 12 exons. Gene Ontology annotation, molecular function: RNA polymerase II transcription regulatory region sequence-specific DNA binding; DNA-binding transcription factor activity, RNA polymerase II-specific. Gene Ontology annotation, biological process: regulation of transcription by RNA polymerase II; cellular response to hypoxia. The annotation marks the transcript as partial. The record is from RefSeq and is a predicted model, not a curated record. NCBI's taxonomy places the organism in Eukaryota, Metazoa, Chordata, Actinopteri, Acipenseriformes, Polyodontidae.
UGCACGCUGACCAAUCAGGGCCGCACUGUCAACCUCAAAUCAGCUUCCUGGAAAGUCCUGCACUGCACAGGUCACAUGAAGCUGCCCUGCCCCUCACAGACCCACUGCAGGACCCCCAAGGGCUGCCUGGUCCUGCUGUGUGAGCCCAUGCCGGUCCCCAGCAGCAGCGACUGCAGCCUGAACCCCAACACCUUCCUGACUCGACACAGCAUGGACAUGAGCUUCACGUACUGCCACCCCAGGGUGAAGGAUUUGUUGGGUUACGAUGAGGGUGAGCUACUGGGCCGCUCAGCGUACGAGUUCUACCACGCCCUGGACACGGACCACGUCAGGAGAGCUCACCACAGCCUGCUCAGUAAAGGCCAGUCCUCCACCGGUCACUACCGUCUCCUGGCCAAAAGAGGUGGCUAUGUGUGGGUGCAGACAGAGGCGGCGGUCAUCUACCAGAGCCGCAGCGGUCAGCCACAGAGCGUGAUCUGUGUCAACUACAUCCUGAGUGGUCAAGAAGAAUCGAAGGUGAUUUUCUCAUUGGGGCAGACAGAGUCUCUUCUCAAGCCCCGCCCCUCCGUCGCCACGGCAACUCCCGACGACGCCCCCCUGCUCUUCACCGAGCUGUGGGAGAAGCCCGACGAGCUGGCACGACUGGCACCCGAGCCCGGCGAGGACAUCAUAGCGCUGGACUUCGAGAGCAGCGACCGGGAGUUGGAGCUGCGUGAGGUCCUCCCAGUGUACUGGGCUCCCCUGGGGUACGGGGCAGAGUGCUGUGGGACACAGACCUCCCCCCCCACCCCCUUCAGGGGGUACCCCAACCAGGGGUCCUGCGAGACACCAACAGAAAGCUGUGAGGUCACUUCCUUUUCUAAUUCUGAACCCCCAGAGGAGAAUCCACACAGCCAGCCGGUCCUGCUGAUAGAACCCACAACUGAGCCGAGGAAGCAGAACCAGGACAAGAGCCAGGAGGACUUGAGUAAGCUGGAUUUGGAGAACCUGGCUCCAUAUAUCCCUAUGGACGAUGAAGACUUCCAGCUGACUCCCAUCAGUGAGGGAGCAGAGGACUGGGGUUCGGGGCAGGAGACCAGCUGCUUCACUGUCCCCUCCCUGGAGCUGAGUGAAGAGGGGUACCCAGCCCCUACCUUUCAGGGGACCAACCUACCCAAACACCCCAGUUUCGGUGGCCCACCUUGCCCCCAGACCCCCCCCAGAGGUCAGCAGCGAGGGGGGCUGUGGCCCUCUGACCCCCCUUUCAGCAGAGCCAUCAAGGGGCUCCCCCAGCACCCAAACUGGCUUCAUCAGACCCCCUGUUCCGCAAGGACACCUACAAACAUCCCUCAACAGGAACCCAGGAACACAUUGGAGGAGUACUUCCAUGGAAACAGUUGUCAGCUGAACGGAACACUCAGCCUUAGCAACAGCCUGAAGAGGAGACCGCAGAGUUCUGUGUUCCAGUCCAGCCAGUCGAACACAGAGUGCGCACGUGAACAUCUGGGGGGACCGAUCCUCUGGAAGAGAAUCAAACUCCCUCUGAGGACCAAUCAAAACACCGCCUACAUUCCACAGACAUGGGGAGACACCUGCUGGUGGAGCUCAGGUCAGACCUCUUGUCGUUGGCAGAGAGAUCACAGAGGCACUGUGCCCUGGGGGCCGCAGGCAGGAGCAGCUACAGCGGGCAUGGCCGACCACUGCAGUGCCACCCAGCCACCAGACCACACUCCCUGGAAACCAGAGCUGUCCUCCUGUCUGCUGUCCAGUCCGGCUGACCGCUGUGUGCUGCCGGUGCUGACCCGUUGGGAGUGCGAGGUCAACGCCCCGCUGACCGCUGCGUCCCGCCUGCUGCACGGGUCCGAGAUCCUAAGGGUGCUGGACGAGCUGUGUCCAGACUGACCACCGAGACCGCGUGAAUCACCAGGGCAGUGUCAGGACCACCGAACAAUACGACUGGACGUGCUGGAAGACAGAGCGACACUUCUUCCAAAAUAAUAUGCAGUAUACUCUUGCAUGAUGUAGUAUUUCAGUCCUACAGUAUAUAGGUGUGCCAGGGCUAAGAGUACAGUCUUACCUUACCUUAUAGAAGUUUACAAUGGUAAAUGUGCAUGGUGUAUGCUUCACUAGACCUCUCCAGGCUUUACCAUGAUUUCACUGUGCCUCUGUACACUGUUCUGUGCUUUUGCUAUGGUGAACUUUUAAAGGCUCCAAUACUGAUGUUUUUUUUUUCCUAAAUCUGCCUGUACCAGGUUUUAAGCUGAGUCGAGCUCUUGCAUUGAAUCCUAGCUGCCAGCCCCACCUCCUCUCUGUUCUGUAUGCAUGUAGGUGUAGCAGUGGGUGGGGCUGGCAGAGUUAAACGCUCACGUGAUCAUAUGAAUUGGAAUGAGAAAGGAUAUUUACUCCUGCUGCUUAGGAUGCUCCAGACCAGAUCACAGCAACUCCAAGCCGGGUCCAGGCAGAUCUAGG